AUGUCGGACGACGUUUCGACGAGUGUACGACCUGAGGAGGCACUACCGGGAGCAGCACGACUGCUUCGUGGAGCGCACGUGCAGCUUCUGCCAGAAGAAGUUCAAGCGGAACUACCACCUCAAAAGACACAUCUUGCAAUGUCAUUCUCAUGUGACACCGAGUGCAAGCUUUGCCAUAAGCAGUUCGGACGCACGUACGAGUUGCGCAGGCACAACCGGGAGCAACACAGUCCGCAGAAGUACACUUGUUUGUAUUGCAACAAAAACAUGAAGCGGGCGUACCUCUAUAAGCAACACAUGGCCCUAAACCAUUCUAGUACUUUCCAAUGCGUAAGCUGUGAUAGGAACUACAAGUCAAAGACGGCUCUCAACCGCCACAUUCGGUACGACUGUGGAAAAGAACCCCUCUUCCAGUGUGCUCACUGCGUUUACAGAGCAUACCAGAAGAUCCACCUUCGCAAACACUUGGCGAAGCUGCACGACGGGCAACGAUAUUAUUGUCCCAACUGUUGCAAGGGCUACAAAAAUCACAAAACUAUGAGGUACCACGUUACUCAAGAUUGCGGCAAGAGUAAAAAGUUCGUGUGCAAAUACCCUUGCCCCAAAUGCGAGCGAGUCUACAGCCACCAUACGUCACGCAAUCGCCACCUUAAGUACGAAUGUGGAAAAGAACCGACGUUCUCGUGUAGUUCCUGUCCGUACAUCGCGAAAAGAAUAGGACACCUUAAGACGCACAUGACGAGGAAACACCACAUUACUUUUUGUGGCACGAAGAUCAUCAAGACAGAAAAAGUACCCAAUCUUCUCGGUCAGGGUUGUGGUCGCUUUGCCUGCCCGCGCUGUCCUAAAAUCUACAAGCACCAACAAUCCAGAAACACCCACUUGAAAUACGAAUGUGGCAAGAACCCACAGUUUCCGUGCGAGAUCCCUUUCUGGCCGCUCGUCGCAAGAGGAGGUGGUACCGAAAUCGUCUUCACCUGUACCCAGUGUUCUUUUCCGUGCCCUCAGUGCAACCGAAAUUACGCCACGAUCAGUACCAGAAACAGGCACUUGAAGUUCGAGUGCGGGAAACUUCCGACGUUCAAGUGCACUUUUUGUCCUUACAUUACCAAAAGGAAGUGCUCGUUGAAGACUCACACGCACAUUAAACACCCCUUCGUGGCUUCCAGCAUUUACCCCUGCCCCUUGUGCCCGAGACACUACAGCACUGUAGCUUCCAGAAACCGCCACGUUAAGUUCGAGUGUGGCAAAAAGCCGUCCUUCAGAUGCGAAGCACCUGGGUGCAGUUACGUGGCGAAGCGAAAAAAUAAAAGUAAUUACCCCUGCCCCAACUGCAACCGACUUUAUAGUCACGCUGGCACGAGGAGUCGCCACGUCAAAUACGAAUGUGGAAAGCAACCCUCUUUCAAAUGCCCCAUACCACCAUGCUCUUACUCCGCCCGGCGAAAGUCAACCUUGAAGGUCCACGUGAUACACAAACAUGGAUUCAAAUACCAAAAUUUCGUUACAUAG
This is a messenger RNA of Zophobas morio, 1512 nucleotides long. Its product is annotated as zinc finger protein 425-like. Gene Ontology annotation, molecular function: chromatin insulator sequence binding. The transcript has 12 exons. Gene Ontology annotation, cellular component: chromosome. NCBI's taxonomy places the organism in Eukaryota, Metazoa, Arthropoda, Insecta, Coleoptera, Tenebrionidae. The record is from RefSeq and is a predicted model, not a curated record. Bases 1 to 1512 code for a protein of 503 amino acids. Gene Ontology annotation, biological process: regulation of transcription by RNA polymerase II.